Molecule: messenger RNA, 167 nt
Organism: Racocetra fulgida
Lineage: Eukaryota; Fungi; Glomeromycota; Glomeromycetes; Diversisporales; Gigasporaceae
Source: the annotation of a GenBank genome assembly
CUGUUCCCCCUCAGGCUACUAAUGUGCCAAAAUCUAAUGGUUCAGUUAACGGAGUAACCCAACAUAAUUCAAAUAAUGUAUAUUCUUCUCCACAUCAACAUACACCUACAUCUUCCUCAACCCCUACUCAACAACCAAGAAGUACUCCGGCUACUGCAACUUCACAG